AUGGCUAGCUCCGGACCUGUAUGCAACACCUUGGGGGUGAACAACUACAGUAACCCCUUGCAUAUCGCUGGUCUGUUCGUGAUUCUCUGCGGAGGUUUCCUCGGCGCCUUCCUGCCAGUUGCUGCCAAGCGUUACCCGUGGCUGCGAAUCCCUGGUAUGGUUCUCCAGCUUGGUCGUGCUUUCGGUACUGGCGUCGUGAUCGCCACAGGGUUUGUGCAUAUGAUGCCGCCUGCCUUGGCAAACCUGAGCGACGCUUGUCUGCCGGGGUUCUUCACCGACACGUACAACUCGCUUGGAGCGGCGAUCGCGCUGGGCGCAGCGCUCUUCAUGCAGUUACUCGAGUUCAGCGGGCGAGUUUAUAUUGGACGCUACAUGGAUCGAAUUAUUGCUGAGCACGCAGCGGCUCGAAAAGCGCUGGCGUUUUCGGCGAAACAAGCGCACGCUCAAGUGCCUUCGGAGGAAGGCACGCUCGCAGCGCUUGCGCCCGACCCCGAAGCCGGCACACUUCAGGGAGCCAGCGCUCUGCAACCAGACAACGCUGAAAGCAUUCAGCCGUCACCAGGCUCUGAGUUGUGCGCCUGCGCGGUAGAAGAGCCGGUUGUGAAAACGCAAUUAAUGCACAGCGAAGGUUCGGCGCUUUGCUCCCUAGCACUGAGCGACGAGGAUCGCUCGGAUGAAAAGAAGCUUCUCGAUAAGGCAGAGCUGCGCAACCUGAAGCUCAUUGUGAUUAUUUUCGAGUUCGGCGUCGCUGUGCACUCGGUCAUCGUGGGGCUGGACUUUGGCGUCAGUACUGGACAAACGGCGGUGACGCUCUUUGCUGCGCUCAUUUUCCAUCAGUUUUUCGAGGGUGUGGCGCUCGGAACGACGAUUUCCGAGGCCGGUUUCGCCUGGUGGCUCGUCAUGCUCAUGGUGAUAUCGUUUGCGCUCGAGACUCCAGUUGGAACCGCGAUCGGCAUGGGCAUUUCGCGGGCCUACAACCCGAACUCGGUGGCCUCGCUGGUGAUCCGCGGCGUUCUCGAUGGACUCUCCGCAGGUAUCCUAAUCUAUACAGGUCUGGUGGACCUGUUGACUUACCGGUUUACGCUGAACACGGAGCUCCAUAAGCAGCAGCUAGUCUGGGUUGUUCUGACGAUCGCGUUCGUCUGGGCCGGGGCCAUCGGCAUGAGCAUCAUUGGGGCUUGGAUCUAA
This is a messenger RNA of Cyanidioschyzon merolae strain 10D, 1188 nucleotides long. Its product is annotated as probable zinc transporter. Gene Ontology annotation, cellular component: plasma membrane. Lineage: Eukaryota; Rhodophyta; Bangiophyceae; Cyanidiales; Cyanidiaceae. Gene Ontology annotation, molecular function: zinc ion transmembrane transporter activity. Gene Ontology annotation, biological process: zinc ion transmembrane transport. The record is from RefSeq and is a predicted model, not a curated record. The coding region runs from base 1 to 1188 and encodes 395 amino acids. The transcript has a single exon.